Molecule: messenger RNA, 1953 nt
Organism: Nerophis lumbriciformis (worm pipefish)
Lineage: Eukaryota; Metazoa; Chordata; Actinopteri; Syngnathiformes; Syngnathidae
Source: RefSeq, a predicted model, not a curated record
AUGAAUGGUGUUCUAAUAAUCAAUGCCCAACCCCUGUGCCAAGACCUUUGCUUGUGCCUAUUAAAAGGAGCAUCCAGAGAGAUUCAUUCACACUAAACUGUCACAUCCGCCAUGUGGCUCCUCGUAGUUGUUGUAUGGUUAGUAGUGUGGGUGGGGGGUACCUACUGGUACCUCUUUGGCAAGCGCAGUCCCUUCUCCUUGGAAUCUGUCAGGCCUCCUGGACCACGAGAGUUUGACCAGAAGAAGCGGGACAAAGUCAUCAAGCAAGGUUUCAGUCUGGAUAAGGUGCCCCGGGACUUGGAUGUCAUUGUGAUCGGCAGUGGCAUUGGCGGGCUGGCAGCCGGUGCCACACUUGCCAAGGCGGGCAAGAAGGUCCUGGUUCUGGAGCAGCACGACCAGGCUGGAGGCUGCUGUCACACAUACAUUGAGAAGGGCUUUGAGUUCGAUGUCGGUCUUCAUUACAUUGGUCAGUUGCACGAGAAUAGUCUGUUGCGGAUCAUCUUCGACCAGAUUUCUGAAGGUCAGCUGGAGUUCCAGGAGCUCAACCGGCACUUUGACACCAUUCAGAUCGGCCUGGGAGAUGACCGACGGGAGUAUAGCAUCGUCUCAGGAAAAACUGAGAUGAAGGCUCACCUAAUAAAGCAGUUUCCUGAUGACGCGGAGGCAAUCGAGACAUUUUUCAAGAUAAUGAAGAUCUCAGCCAAGAAGACACACUACCUGGCAACCUUGAAGCUCAUCCCGCAGUGGAUUUCUUUGUUCCUUUUGAAGUCAGGAAUCGCAGAUCUUGUCUCGCCAGUUUUCCGACUCUCUGGGACAUGUGCCACUGACCUGGUGAACACAUUGACCACCAACAAGGAUCUCCACGUCAUUUUUUCGUACCUUUUCUAUGGUGUUCCUCCAAAGGACUCGAGUAUUUUGAUAAAUUCCCUCCUGGUCCAUCACUACAAGCGAGGGGCUUACUACCCCAAAGGCGGUGCCAGCGAGAUUGCCUUCCACAUCAUCCGUACGAUUCAGAAAUACGGCGGCAACUGUCUGGUACGAGCACCCGUCUCGCAGAUCUUGGUUGACGACAAGGGGACGGCACACGGUGUGAAGGUGAGGAAAGGUGGAGAAGAGGUGGAGAUCCACGCCCCGGUUGUGGUUUCAAACUGUGGCAUCUUCACCACGUUCCAGAAACUUCUCCCUCCUGAGAUCCAGAUUAAGACAGACAUCCAAGAAAGACUGAACAUGAUGAAGCAUGGCAGAGGAUCCUUUUUAGUCUUUUCUGGUUUUGACGGGACAGCGGAGGAACUUGGUUUGGAGUCCACAAACUUCUGGUUGUUCAAGAACAACGAUAUGGACAAAUCGAUGGAGGACUUUUUCGCUUUGAGCAAAGAGGAAGCACCAGACAACAUCCCCAUGAUGUUCAUCACCAUGCCAUCAGCCAAAGACCCGGAGGCCAAAAUAAGACACCCUGGAAAAUCUUGCAUGACCAUCCUGACUAUGGUGAAGUACGAAUGGUUUGAAGAAUGGAAGGACACCACCGUCCGCAAACGUGGCGACGAAUACCACAACUACAAAAUGAGAUUCGCUAAUAAUCUCUUCAACUGGGCCUGUCAGUUGUUCCCAAAAAUCAAAGAUAAGUUGGUAUUCCAGGACGUGGCAACGCCACUCACCAAUACGCACUAUCUGGGCGCCCAGCGUGGCGCUAUGUACUCUGCCGAACACAAUCUGGACCGCUUCAAAGCUGAGGCCGUGGCCAGGAACCGCUGCCACACUCCUGUGAAGAACCUCUACCUGUCUGGUCAAGAUGUGUUCAGCUGCGGAAUCGCGGGCGCUUUGCACGGCGGCAUCUUGUGCGCCUCGGCCGUACUGGACCAUAUUGUCUACAUCGACCUGCUCCUUAUCAAGAAGAAGCUGAAGCGGCGCAAGGCCAAGGAGCUAGCCAUACUGGCUUGCAAGAAGUUGCAAUGA